This is a messenger RNA of Lachancea nothofagi CBS 11611, 3795 nucleotides long. NCBI's taxonomy places the organism in Eukaryota, Fungi, Ascomycota, Saccharomycetes, Saccharomycetales, Saccharomycetaceae. The record is from the annotation of a GenBank genome assembly.
AUGCCUAAGACACAACAGUCCGAUCCUGCUGACGCGAAUAUUGCAGACCAGACGGUGCCGGUAAGUAAUGAACGACCUUCGCAAAACAGAUGGUUGCGAUCUUUAUCUCCAGUGGGGAAAUUGUACCAUUCUAGUGCUGGUCUAGUUCAUUUGAGAGGCCGAAACUCUGGCGCGGAAAAGUCAAGCCUGCUGACUCCCAGUAGUAACGAGCCUGGGUCUUUAGACUCUGGAAACAAAGACCAGGAUCCAGAUUUGGCACGUCCCUGCGGUAUGGCCAAAAGCAUAGUAGGACUUCUGACUACUGCCAGUGUCUAUGCAGGAAUGGGUGAUUUAGAGCAGGCUGAAGGUAUGUGUGGAGAUGAAGAAUCAAACAAGAGAGAAGAUGAGGACGAAGAUCAGGAAGAAGCCUCAGAAGAAUACGAAGAUGAGGUGAGAAAACUUGAUGAAGACCAAUUACAAGCUGUAGAAGCGGAACGAGUUGGCACAUGUGGUAGUGAGAGGGACGACGGGAGUUCGGAUAGCCUAAGAACUGCCAGUGACCUUGAUUCCCUAGCAGACACGGUAACCCAUAUCUCAAAGAAGGACUCGCUUUUCGAAAUAUCCGUGGUCUCCAACAAUGAUGCACAAUCCAUAGCGUCAACUGAUUCCAGAUCGCGCCAAUCUAAGAUUUAUAGAAAACUGCUUUCGAGAUUCAAUCUGAACGAAGCAGAGGAUGAGUUUGUGCUCAAGUACUCUUGUUGGCUUCUAAAAGAUCUUCUUAUCCAAGGCCAUAUUCUGCUGACCACUCGACAUCUUUUAUUUUUUGCCUUUCUUCCAAAAAACACUGGCACUACCAAGAUGUCAGGGAACCUAUCCACGGUUGCUGGAGGGUUAGGAGGCAGACGGAUACGCUACUGGGCAGUGCUGAAGGACCAUACAUUAUCUCUUUACAAUUCACUGAGGGAUCUUUACUUUCCGCUUUUGACGAUUGAUUUAAGGUAUGCUAGCCGCAUUGAACUAACCAGCUUUGACGAAGGAGCCACUGGCGACUUUAAAAUACACACAGAAGUUAAAGUGUACAAGCUGCGUGCCGAUUCUAAGUAUGCUGCAAGGUCCUGGUGUAGCGCACUCAAAAAACAGCUUUUCGCAACCCAAAACUCAGAAAAUGACUCCAUGUCUAUCAAAAUUCCACUCGCAAAUAUUAUUGACGUUGACGAGCAGAUUGUAGUAGCUCAAUCAGUCACACUGAGAGUACGAGUAUUGGAAAGCCCCCAGUCCUUUGCUGUAGAUGAUUACUUCUUCAUGUUCCUUAACAAGAAGGACAUCGAUUUAAAGGAAAUCAUCAAUGAUCAACUUUCAAGGCUAGAAAGAACACAACACAGAAGCCAGGAUACCGAAGAUUCAUUUCCAUUUGAGGCUAGUACAACAGAUGCUACGACCGGCCUAACGAAACGCGUAGGACGAGGCAGAUCUACUUCAAGUUCGAAAAAGAUCAUCAAAAGAGUCUUGUCACCAGUUGCUCGAGUUCACAGACAUUCUUUUUCGGUAAGUAUGCCGUUCAAUCCCAGAUCACCUCAGCGCGUCAUGGGGCUACUCAGGUCGAAAACCGAAACUCAAGGUGACAAAAGUACUUUGGGAACUGACGCAGAGCAACAAAACUCCCUAGACACGUCUUUAAGCAAAAAUAGUGACUCUUUGAGCUCUGAACGGGUCGAGCACCCACUUCAAAGUACUUUCGAUGAUGAGACGUCCUCGGAAGUUCAGGAUGAGGAUAAGGGUCGCGGUUUAAAAUUGGCCAACUGGGCGCCAAGGCCCAUCAAGAAUGUGGGAAAUAUGUGGGGCGCUCAUCCGGUGCACUACAAGUACAGUGAAAAAGACAUGUUUUCGGAUGAUGACCAGUAUCUAGCAAGCAGCCAAGAACAAGCGAUUGCUAGCAAGAGAUUCAGAUCACACUUUUCUCUGCGCAACGAUGAAAUGUUGAGAGCAGCAUACUACACCCAUUUGAACAAAAACAUUCCCAUCUACGGCAAGUUUUAUCUGGGCUCUUCAGUCAUUUGUUUCAGAUCUUUGAUCCCGGGCACCAGGACGAAAAUGAUUCUACCCAUAAAGGACAUCGAAAAUUGCUUCAAGGAGCGCGGAUUCCGGUUUGGAUACUUUGGGCUCGUUCUGGUAAUACAUGGUCAUGAAGAACUAUUCUUCGAGUUUAGUUUGCAAAGUUCAAGAGAUGACGCCGAGUUCGUAAUCCUGAAGCAGAUUGAUGGACUAAAAUCCGAAGCAGAGAAAUCAGCGGGAGAGGUGGACGGAAUUUCGCAAAGAUUGAAGGAGGCGGAUAUCUCAACGGAAAAAAAAAUCACAGAGGCUGCGAAGUUGAGGAUGUUCGAAGACAAGAUUAAUGCUGAAGGUUACGACCUUCCAAUGAUGAUAGAAGAAAGUCCUUACUACAAAACAAGUAUUACACCCAAAAAAUCCUACAAAUUCGGCCUUUUAACCAUUGGAUCCCGUGGUGAUGUUCAGCCUUACAUUGCCUUGGGCAAAGGUUUACUGAAAGAAGGACAUCGAGUUACUAUAAUAACCCAUGCAGAGUUUGGAGAUUGGAUCAAAUCAUAUGGGUUGGACUUCAAAGAAAUAGCUGGCAACCCCGCCGAGCUGAUGUCUUUGAUGGUACAGCAUGGGUCCAUGAAUGUGGGGAUGUUACGAGAAGCAUCAUCGCGAUUUAGAGGUUGGAUAACAAAGCUAUUAGAAACUUCGUGGUCAGCAUGUCAAAACCUAGAUAUUCUCAUCGAGUCUCCUUCCGCCAUGGCAGGAAUUCACAUAGCAGAGGCCCUCAUGAUUCCAUAUUUUAGAGCAUUUACCAUGCCGUGGACGCGAACUAGAGCAUACCCACACGCUUUUAUAGUGCCAGAUCAGAAGAGGGGCGGCAAUUACAAUUUCUUCACUCACGUCCUCUUCGAAAAUAUCUUUUGGAAAGGCAUAGGAGGGCAAGUUAACAAAUGGAGGAUAGAGACGCUGGGAUUGGGAAAGACUAAUUUAGAUUUGAUGCAACAGAAUAAGGUACCCUUUUUGUACAACAUUUCUCCAGCUAUUUUUGCCCCAUCCGUGGAUUUCAGUGAAUGGGUGAAAGUUACUGGAUAUUGGUUCUUGGAUGCGAAAGAUGAUUUCGAGCCACCCGCUGCUUUGAUCGAGUUCAUUGCACGAGCCAAGACCACAGGAAAGAAAUUAGUUUACAUUGGAUUUGGGUCCAUAGUAAUAAGCGAUCCCAAAAAGAUGACAAGAGCAGUUGUGGAUGCUGUUCUUGAAGCGGAUGUGUUUUGUGUCUUGAAUAAAGGCUGGUCAGAUAGACUGGAGGGAGAAAGCGAAGGGAAGGCGGAAGAAGAAUUUCCCAGCUGUAUCUAUAGCUCAGGAUCUGUGCCCCACGACUGGCUUUUCCCACAAGUUGAUGCGGCAGUUCAUCAUGGUGGGUCGGGAACUACAGGUGCUACAUUGCGAGCAGGUCUUCCCACUGUAAUUAAACCAUUUUUUGGAGAUCAGUUUUUUUACGCAGGGCGCGUUGAAGACAUUGGUGCUGGCAUCAGUCUCAAAAAACUGAAUAGCAAGACUCUCUCAAGAGCAUUGAAAGAAGUCACAACGAAUUCUCGAAUUGUGAAAAAAGCGCAGCAAAUCAAAAGGGAAAUCUCGAAAGAAAAUGGAGUUCAUGUGGCGAUAAGCUGUAUUUAUUCCGAACUGGAAUAUGCGAGAAGUUUGGUAAUGGCCAAAAACAAAGAUAGAAAGAGCAAAAACAUAGCGUCACCCGAGGAGAAUACCUGGUUUCUAGUUUGA